GUGCGCUGGGCGCGGCGUCCCCUGCCUCGUCCUCCUGCUGCUGCCGCCUCCGCCGCGGCCCCGGCUUCCUGCAGCAGGGACCCUGAGCCCCGGCUAGCUAGUGUCAGCCGCCGCGUACGCACCGCACUCACACACACACACACACACACACACACACACACACACGGCACACACACCCUCAGCCACACGCGCUUCCCACCCCGGCCGGCAGCUUCUCGGUCCGAGGCUCCUUUGUUGCUCCGGCUGCGGCCGCUCUCCCGUGUUGUGUGUCCCCGGGUGUCACAGUGCGUGUUGUGUGUCUGUGCAGCGCGGCGCUGUGUGGCUCUCUCCGCGCCCACCACGCUGACACCGGGGCUUCGGCUCACCCUUCCCAGGCUGCGGCUGCACCAGAGUCCUGUUUCAGGCUUCCUGGAACCCAUGACCCAUGAAGUUUUGUCAACAUUCACACCAUCUGAGGGUAGCAGCAAAGGAGUAGAAGAAGUAGUGGUGCAGGGGACUGCAACAGCUCUGUGAGUGACCCGGUGGCCUAUGGAACGUUGCCUUGGGAUCCUCUGACACAUCAUGCUGCAUGGGAGGAUGACAACGCAGAAAGGAAAAAGGCAGGAGGUCACCMUCACCUGGCUCAUCUUGGCCACAGUGGGCUGCCUUGCUGACUUGAACGAGGUCCCUCGGGUCACUGUCCAGCCUGUGUCCACUGUCCAGAAGCUGGGAGGAACUGUGAUCCUGGGCUGUGUGGUGGAACCCCCGUGGGUGAACGUAACAUGGCGCCUGAACGGGAAGGAGCUGAAUGGCUCAGAUGAUGCUCUGGGAGUCCUCCUCACCCGAGGGACCCUGGUCAUCACUGCCCUCAACAACCACACCGUGGGACGCUACCAGUGUGUGGCCCGGAUGCCUGCAGGAGCUGUGGCCAGUGUGCCAGCCACGGUGACACUAGCCAAUCUCCAGGACUUCAAGUUAGAUGUGCAGCAUGUGAUUGAAGUGGACGAGGGGAACACCGCAGUCAUUGCCUGCCACCUGCCUGAGAGCCACCCAAAAGCCCAGGUCCGGUACAGUGUCAAGCAAGAGUGGCUAGAGGCCUCCAGAGACAACUACCUGAUCAUGCCAUCAGGGAACCUCCAGAUUGUCAACGCCAGCCAGGAGGACGAGGGCAUGUACAAGUGCGCUGCCUACAACCCCGUGACCCAGGAAGUGAAAACCUCUGGCUCCAGCGACAGGCUGCGUGUGCGCCGCUCCACUGCUGAGGCUGCCCGCAUUAUCUACCCCCUGGAGGCCCAGACUGUCAUUGUCACUAAAGGCCAGAGCCUCAUCCUGGAGUGUGUGGCUAGCGGGAUCCCACCCCCUCGAGUCACCUGGGCCAAGGAYGGGUCCAGUGUCGCUGGUUACAACAAGACGCGCUUCCUGCUGGGCAACCUGCUCAUCGACACCACCAGUGAGGAGGACUCGGGCACCUACCGCUGCAUGGCCAGCAAUGGGGUGGGGGAGCCGGGCACAGCCGUCAUUCUCUACAACGUCCAGGUAUUUGAACCACCUGAGGUCACUGUGGAGCUGUCCCAGCUGGUCAUCCCAUGGGGCCAGAGUGCUAAGCUCACCUGUGAGGUGCGCGGGAAUCCCCCGCCCUCCGUGCUGUGGCUGAGGAACGCCGUCCCCCUCACCUCCAGCCAGCGCCUCCGGUUGUCCCGCAAGGCCCUGCGUGUGGUCAGCGUGGGGCCUGAGGACGAAGGUGUCUACCAGUGCAUGGCUGAGAAUGAAGUUGGGAGUGCCCAUGCCGUGGUCCAGCUGAGGACCUCCAGGCCAGGCACGACCCUGAGACCCUGGAAGGAUGAUAAACCAGCCACUGCCACACCCCCUGCACUACCCUCCAGACCUGGCAGCCCUGACCAGAUGCUGAGGGGACUACCGGGUCUCCUCAAACCCCCAACAUCAGUGCAGCCUGCUUCUCUGCAGUGCCCAGGAGAGAAGGGGUCAGUGGUUCCUGCCGAGGCCCCCAUCAUCCUGAGCUCGCCCCGGACCUCCAAGACAGACUCAUACGAGCUGGUGUGGCGGCCUCGGCACGAGGGCAGCAGCCGGGCACCCAUCCUCUACUAUGUGGUGAAACACCGCAAGCAGGUCACCAACUCCUCUGAUGACUGGACCAUCGCUGGCAUUCCAGCCAGCCAGCACCGCCUGACCCUCACCAGGCUCGACCCAGGGAGCUUGUACGAAGUGGAGAUGGCAGCUUACAACUGUGCUGGCGAGGGCCAGACGGCAAUGGUCACCUUCCGAACUGGGCGGCGUCCCAAACCUGAGAUCAUAGCCAGUAAGGAGCAACAGAUCCAGAGAGAUGACCCUGGAGCCGGCCCCCAGAGCAGCAGCCAGCCAGAUCAUGGCCGCCUUUCCCCCCCAGAAGCUCCAGACAGGCCCACUAUCUCCAUGGCCUCUGAGACCUCCGUGUAUGUGACCUGGAUUCCCCGUGGGAAUGGUGGCUUCCCGAUCCAGUCCUUCCGUGUGGAGUACAAGAAGCUAAAGAAAGUGGGAGACUGGAUCCUGGCCACUAAUGCCAUCCCUCCCUCACGGCUCUCGGUGGAAAUCACAGGCCUAGAGAAAGGCACCUCUUACAAGUUCCGAGUCCGAGCUCUGAACAUGCUGGGGGAGAGCGAGCCCAGUGCCCCCUCCCGGCCCUACAUGGUGUCAGGCUAUGGUGGCCGCGUGUAUGAGAGGCCAGUGGCAGGUCCUUACAUCACCUUCACGGACGCUGUCAAUGAGACCACCAUCAUGCUCAAGUGGAUGUAUAUCCCAGCAAGUAACAACAACACCCCAAUCCAUGGCUUUUAUAUCUACUAUCGACCCACAGACAGUGACAAUGACAGUGACUACAAGAAGGACAUGGUGGAAGGGGAUAGGUACUGGCACUCUAUCAGCCACCUGCAGCCAGAGACCUCCUACGACAUUAAGAUGCAGUGCUUCAAUGAAGGCGGAGAGAGUGAGUUCAGCAACGUGAUGAUCUGUGAGACCAAAGCUCGGAAGUCCUCGGGUCUGCCUGGUAGACUCCCACCCCCAACUCUGGCUGCACCUCAGCCACCACCUCUGGAAACCAUCGAGCGGCCAGUGGGCACCGGGGCUAUGGUGGCACGGGCCAGCGAUCUGCCCUAUCUGAUUGUCGGGGUCGUCCUGGGCUCCAUCGUCCUCAUCAUUGUCACCUUCAUCCCCUUCUGUCUGUGGAGAGCCUGGUCUAAGCAAAAACACACAACAGACCUGGGUUUUCCUCGAAGUGCCCUUCUGUCCUCCUCCUGCCAGUACACUAUGGUGCCAUUGGGAGGACUCUCUGGCCACCGAGUCAGUGGACAGCCGUACCUAGGUGGCAUCAGUGGACGGGCCUGCACCAAUGGGACACAUGUGAAUCGGGGCUGCCCUGCAGCUGCAGUGGGCUACCCAGGCAUGAAACCUCAGCAGCACUGCCCAGGGGAGCUUCAGCAGCAGGAUGACACCAACAGCCUGCUGAGGCAGACCCUUCUUGGCAAUGGAUAUGACCCCCAGAGCCACCAGAUUACCAGGGGUCCCAAGUCUAGCCCAGAUGAGGGCUCUUUCCUGUACACACUGCCUGAUGACUCCACCCACCAGCUGCUCCAGCCCCAAGACUGCUGCCACCUCCCAAAGCAGCCUGCCACUGCGGGCCAGGCAGGAAUGAGGAGAGCCCCCGAGAGUCCUGGCCUGGAAGCCGCGUGGGACCCUCCAUUUCACUCAGGGACCCCGUGCUGCUUGGGCCUUGUGCCAGUUGAAGAGGUGGACAGUCCUGACUCCUGCCAAGUGGGUGGAGGAGACUGGUGCCCCCAGCACCCUUCGGGAGCCUACACAGGACGGGAACCUGGGAUGCAGCUCUCCCCUGGCCCAUCGGUGCAUGUGUCUUUUGAAACGYCACCUCCUACAGUUUAGGCAGAAGCCAAUAUCCCAGACAGACUAUAUAUUGUUUGUUUUUUAAAAGAGACAGAGAAAAUUGGUAUUUAUUUUUCUAUUAUAGCCAUAUUUAUAUAUUUAUGCACUUGUAAAUAAAUGUAUAUGUGUUUUUAUAAUUCUGGAGAGACGAAAUCCUCCCCCAUUGAGGUGUGAGAGGGAUAACAAGCCACAACAUACCAGGUGUCAGCCAGGAGAGAGGAAGGYAGACUGGCCAGGGUACGGACUCCURCAGGACCUGCAGCUGUAGAAGGCAGGGUCCUAGGCACAUUGUUCAUGAACACUAUGAACUAAGGUGCCCUGAGAACAGACUGAGACAUGUACAGCACUAUAAGCAUUAACAAACGUUCCAGAGUCAAUAAUCUGUGGCAACAUAUCUCUGUAAAAACAAACA
Messenger RNA from Urocitellus parryii (Arctic ground squirrel), 4321 nucleotides. RefSeq names its product BOC cell adhesion associated, oncogene regulated (gene Boc). The record is from RefSeq and is a predicted model, not a curated record. Lineage: Eukaryota; Metazoa; Chordata; Mammalia; Rodentia; Sciuridae. Gene Ontology annotation, biological process: axon guidance; cell-cell adhesion; nervous system development. Gene Ontology annotation, molecular function: protein binding. Gene Ontology annotation, cellular component: axon.